GGCCCCCAAGAUGGCGAUGCUGGCGGAGCCCCGUAGGAAGCAGAAGUGGUCUGUGGAUCCACGAAACAGUGCCUGGAGUAAAGAUGAAUCUAAGUUUGGCCAGAAGAUGCUGGAGAAGAUGGGCUGGUCCAAAGGAAAGGGUCUUGGGGCUCAGGAGCAAGGGAAUACGGAACAUAUCAAGGUUCAUGUGAAAAACAACAUGCUGGGGUUAGGAGCAACCAUCAAUCACGAGGACAACUGGAUUGCUCAUCAGGAUGACUUCAACCAGCUUCUGGCUGAACUGAAUGAUUGCCAUGGACAGGGUGAAACAGAGCCUUCACCAAGGGACCAGAAGAAAUUUAGUCUUGAAGAAAAAUCUAAAUCUUCCAGGAAACGUGUCCAUUAUAUGAAAUUUGCGAAAGGUAAGGAUCUCUCUUCCCGCAGUGAAGACGAUCUGUCCUGCAUUUUUGGGAAGCGACAGAAGAGUGUGAAGGCACAGGAGGAUGUUGCUGAUACGGAGUUGCAGGAAGAGAAGCAGAGGGACCCCUGGCUCUCCGAGCCUGCAGAAGGUGCCAACACGGUGAAGAGUGUGCUCACUGUGCAGGAAUAUUUUGCCAAGCGCAUGGCAAAAUGGAAGGCAUCCCAAAAUGAAACUGAAACGGAGCUGGAGAAUUCUUGUCCGGCAGCAGCUGAAGCCUUAGAGCCUUCAGAAGAACUGAAAACCAAAGCCAAAAAGAAAAAGAAGAAGCAGAAGAGGGAGGAGGCAGAGAAUACAGAAAAUAAUGAGAAACCAGAAGUGAAACGACGUAAGUUUGGGGAGGAGCUGGAUGCUCCCUACGAGGAAUGUCGAGGAAAAAAGAAAAGAAAACACAAAAAUGAGUACGGAGGGGAAGGCAUUGGCUGUUAUGAAAAUACAGGGGGUGAAGAAAUUUGUWUGGGGGUAUCUGAUGAGGAGGAGUGCCCCGUGGAGCAGUCUGAGGCAAAGCCAAAGAAGCGCCAUAAGAAGAAACAUAAAAGGCAAAAAGAGGAGGAAAAAGAGUGUAAUGUAGRAACCCAGAGAAAGAAAAAGAAACGCAGCAAGGAGGUUUAACCAUGUAGCAGCCAGGCUGCGACUUGGAGAUGAUUUGGACUUUAUCGUGGUGGACAAUGUAAACACAUCAGGCUGUAACUCACUGUUGAAUGUGCUCCUUGGUGUCGUGCUGAAAUCACAGAUUGUGUUUAAAUAUAGCUCUUCCCAAGGGGUGAGAACUACUACUGCCUUUACUCUUCAAGCCACCAGUUUCCACUUCUCAUAGCCAGCCYUGGUUGUGGAACGGGAGUUUUGCGACGUCGUAUGGAUUUUUUUUAUUAUUCAUUUCCUUUUAUAUGUAAAAUAAACCUCAUUUCUUCCCAAAAUGCUUUCUGUAAUUGAAGGAUUAUGCCUGAGUGUMUGUACUAAGGAAUGGAAGAAAAUAACUUCCCUUCGUCCCUASCCAGGAACAUUUUGAGCUGGUGUAAGUUUGCAACAGAGCUGUAGGAA
Messenger RNA from Nothoprocta perdicaria, 1498 nucleotides. RefSeq names its product PIN2 (TERF1) interacting telomerase inhibitor 1 (gene PINX1). The transcript has 7 exons. The record is from RefSeq and is a predicted model, not a curated record. Gene Ontology annotation, cellular component: nucleolus. Gene Ontology annotation, molecular function: telomerase inhibitor activity; nucleic acid binding. Gene Ontology annotation, biological process: regulation of ribosome biogenesis. Lineage: Eukaryota; Metazoa; Chordata; Aves; Tinamiformes; Tinamidae. The coding region runs from base 11 to 1069 and encodes 352 amino acids.